This is a messenger RNA of Anastrepha obliqua, 4308 nucleotides long. RefSeq names its product alpha-soluble NSF attachment protein (gene alphaSnap). The transcript is spliced from 6 exons. The coding region runs from base 205 to 1083 and encodes 292 amino acids. Gene Ontology annotation, molecular function: syntaxin binding; soluble NSF attachment protein activity. NCBI's taxonomy places the organism in Eukaryota, Metazoa, Arthropoda, Insecta, Diptera, Tephritidae. The record is from RefSeq and is a predicted model, not a curated record. Gene Ontology annotation, biological process: SNARE complex disassembly; intracellular protein transport. Gene Ontology annotation, cellular component: vacuolar membrane; SNARE complex.
CAAUGCUGCAGUAAUCGUGUUUUCGCUGUCGUCGCCGUCGUCGUUGCAGCUACUGAAGCUUCGUCCGUUCUUCGUCAUUGAUUUUUUAUUUUUUCCAACGCAUUUCCACAAACGGCAGUGAAAAAAUUUUGUGCCAGUCAAAUAAAAUUCCCUAGCGUUAUAAAUUGUUGCAAUUAAUUGCAAAUUUGUGGAAAAUUUGCAAUUAUGGGCGACAAUGAGCAGAAAGCGCUGCAAUUGAUGGCCGAGGCCGAGAAGAAAUUGACACAACAGAAAGGAUUUCUCGGCUCGCUAUUUGGUGGUUCGAAUAAGGUAGAAGAUGCCAUCGAAUGUUAUCAACGCGCCGGCAAUAUGUUCAAGAUGUCCAAAAAUUGGUCGAAAGCCGGUGAAUGCUUCUGUGAGGCAGCCAAUUUGCAUUCACGUGCAGGUAGUCGCCACGAUGCCGGGGUUGCAUAUGUGGAUGCAUCCAAUUGCUACAAAAAAAUCGAUGUUGAAAGCGCUGUCUCAUGCCUGUUAAAGGCAAUUGACAUCUACACCGAUAUGGGACGCUUUACCAUGGCAGCAAAGCAUCAUCAGAGCAUUGCUGAAAUGUAUGAAAGCGACCCAGGAACGCUGGCCAAAGCUGUGCAGCAUUAUGAACAAGCUGCUGAUUAUUUUAAGGGCGAAGAAUCGGUGAGCUCAGCCAAUAAAUGUAUGCUGAAGGUCGCUCAAUAUGCCGCACAGCUGGAAGAUUACGAAAAGGCCAUUAAUAUUUACGAGCAGGUUGCUGCUUCAUCACUGGAAAGUUCACUGCUCAAGUACAGCGCCAAAGAGUAUUUCUUCCGGGCCGCGUUAUGUCAUUUGAGUGUGGAUCUAUUGAAUGCUCAACAUGCUAUUGAAAAAUAUGCACAGCAAUACCCAGCAUUCCAAGAUUCGCGUGAAUUCAAGCUCAUUAAGGUACUUUGUGAGCACUUGGAGGAGCAAAACAUCGAAGGCUUCACAGAAGCGGUCAAAGAUUACGAUAGCAUUUCACGUUUGGACCAGUGGUAUACCACAAUAUUGCUUAGAAUUAAGAAGGCAGCCGAUGAGGAUCCCGAUUUACGAUAAAUUUACAACAAAUAAUAAUUAUUCCAGAUAGUAAACGUAUAAAAGGAAUCAAAACAUAAACAAAAACGUAAUUUUUAAAUUCCACAACACAGUACCAUAAGAUCAAUAAAUAUUUUUUCGAAGACAGCAAUAAGUAACCCCAGUUAAUUACCUACAUCAAACAGAAAUAUAUAUAUACACAUAAAUACUUUCACUAGACAAAACCAAUCAAGAACCAAAUACACACAGGAACAUAUUUUUUGCAGACAGUACCACUACAUCUACACACUAACAUACUAAUACUAAACAGCAGACAUAUUCCAAUUGCUAAUAUUUCGUAUAAAAGGUGAAAAAUAAUCAACAUUAUUACUAUUAUUAUUAUUAUUAUAGAAUAGAAGCAAUAAUAGCUUCUUAAAACCAAACAAAGAUAAACAUAUUUUAAUUUAAAAUUUCAUAUUGUGUAAUACAAAAUGUAACAAGUACUUUAAAUGACCUAAAAAAAAGUAUGUAGUUCGAGGAACUUAAAAAAAUGGGAAAUAGAAAUUUUGCAUAAUUUUUGAUAUAUCAUGGCAGCCGUGUAAAAAAAUCGCCAAUGCUACCGGCACGGUGCGCGGUGAUAUUUGCUUGAAUGGAUCUCAAAUGAAUUCUGAAGUAUGAUUCAACUCGAUCAUAUUCUUCAGGCAUGCUAAACACUGUAUCUAAUUCGCUUGCCAAGUUCACUGAGAAGAACCACAUCUUGCAAGGAAGGCUACUCUUAACAAUCAUGAGAUAGGGGAAUGAUAGGAAAGAAAUGCUGGAACAAUCUGUAUAUCGAGAUGAAGGUAAAGUGAAAUUAAUAUCAAAUGGCGAAUUACUUAAUGCUCGAAGAGAAAAUUGUAAUCAGAGAUUUAUUUGUGCUUUAAAUACCACACAAGACGAUUUAUUACCACUCAAGACAAGACGAUUGUGCAAUGCAUACGAAAUCCUAGACGAGAGCGUCCCUGUCUGCAAACCACGAAAUUUCUGUUACAUCUAAUAAGAAGCUGUAGAAUUAUUUGCGUUGGGGAUUUGCCACAAAUGCGUCUGAGGGAUAUUCGUGUAUUGGUUAAAAACGGCAGGGAAUUCGCUAGUCAUCUUUUUAUUAACUGAGAUGCUAAAUAAAUUUACCGUUUUCAUUUUGAAGAGAAAGUUGGUAUUUAGGAGAAGAGAGAUGUUGUUAUUAGAUGUGCCAGCGUAACUGGAUUGCACCUGAACUAAUAAGCGAACGAAAAGAGUGCAACGCAAACGUAGUAAGCUGGUACAGCAACAACAAGUGCAACGCAAACAGAAAGAGAUGAGUUGAAUGUAAAUUUAAAAUUUCGUGCUUAAUAACGGUGAAAUACAAUAAAUGAUCUUACAGAACAGAAAUUAAUGUUCUUAGUAACAGUAAAAAUACAAAACAAAAACUAAUUGGCGUGGAAAACUAACGAUGUUAUGAAAAUAGUGAAAGAUGUUGGCUAUUGCAAUGCGGUAAAUGGAAGAAUUGAAAACAAAACAAAAAAAAAACAUGCUUGAAGCAUUUUGUUAUGUUUGAUUAAAUUGAUUUGAUGCAUUUUAAUGCAAUAUUUUUUUUUGUAAUAAUUUUAAUUCAUUUAAUGAAUACUUUUUAUAAUAAAUAUUUUAUAUGCACCAAAUACUGGUUUGUGGUUUUAUAAUAAUUUUGUAACAAUUUUUUUUUUUUUCUAUUUUGAAUUUGAAAGUAUUUAUACUAUUUUAAACUCUUUUUUAUUUGUGUUUAUUUUAUUAUAUUUUUCUCAAGGCUUACAACUUUCUAAAUAUGUCUGUUGCCAAAUUUUAAUAUACAUAUAGAGUUCUCUAUAUACGUACGAGUAUACCCAUUAUAGGUGUUUGUUAAACGUUAAUUGUAUUAAUUCAAUGUUAUUACGCGUUAUUUGAAAAAUGUAAAGCUGUAACAUUUUAAAUCAAAUUGUAUGCUAUUAAAUAUGUAUAUAUACAUAUAUUUAUAUAGCAUAGGUUAACUUGGUAAAUGGAUUUUAUUUGAAUUAGAUGCAACUGUUAUUGUAAUACUUGGUAAAGGGUUUAUUUAGUUAAAUAAAGAACAACAACAACAAAAAACGUUAUAAAAGCAAAAACUAACAACAAUGAAAACAAUAACUAUGGUAGAAAAACACAUACAUACAUAUAUAUGUAAUGAUAUAUAGAAAACAUUAAAAAUCUAUGAAGGAGCGCCAUAUAAAAAUGGCAAAGCAGUAAAGUGCAAGAAAUAUGGAAAGAGAAAAUGUUUGUGAUGGGAAAAAUGCAUGAAAUAUUAAAAUAAAAGCCAUGUAAAACAUUUGUAUAAUUAUAGCUUACAUAUAUGCAUUCUAUAUAAAUAAGUUUAUAUUUGUAAGCAAAGUCGAGUAAGUGGGCCAAUAAACGUAGAUAUGUAAGCUGAUUACACUGAUUUAUUAAAAUAUGCUGCACCGAAACUUAGCUUAGAACGCAGUUGGAGGCAGCACAGAAGUCAAUACCAGCGACCUAUGUGCUGUUUCGCAUAACUUAUGUAAAAGAAAAAAUAAAAUAAAUAAUAAAAGUUGCGCAACAACUUAUUAACUAUAAACAAAAUAUUAUACAUACUUACACAUAUAUAAAAACAAUUACUAAAUUAUAUAAUAAAAAAUAUGUUAUUGAAUAUUAAACUCAAAAAUAUUUAAACACAUACUAAAUUAAAAAAGCGCAUAAAAACAUAUAUAUAUAUAUAAAAUUUCUUGGGGAGUAAACUUUAAACGAAAUUCCAAUUUUUUUUAUACCUAAAACGAAUAUUAAUUGUUACGUAUUUUCUUUUCAAUAUCGCAAACAUUAACUAUUAUCAUUAUUAAAUACCAAAAACAAAAAAUAACCAACAAACAAAAAUGCGACAUUUCGUGCGCGCAAUACAUAUUUAUGCCGACAUACUCAUAUUACUACAUUACUAACCCCAAUCCAUGCGCAUGCGCAUACAACAACAAUAUUAUUUAUCUACAUAUACAUGCAUAUAUUCCAAAUAACACGUAUCUUAUGCAAAUAUUAUGCUUUAGAGAAAACACUGGAACCUAUAAAAUAUCUACACAAAUAUGCAAGCAAUUAAAUAAAAAAGCGAGAAAACUGCAUUUGACUAACGUAUCAUAACCGCGCAUAACCUAGUAAACGUAAAGAGCUGGAGGCAAGUAGGGAAAGUCCAUACAGUAAAAAAGUAAAAAGCCAUUACAAUAAAUGAAUAUUAGCAAAAAAUAACUUUAUCACACAUUU